Molecule: messenger RNA, 4925 nt
Organism: Oldenlandia corymbosa var. corymbosa
Lineage: Eukaryota; Viridiplantae; Streptophyta; Magnoliopsida; Gentianales; Rubiaceae
Source: the annotation of a GenBank genome assembly
ACGGUUUGUCCGUGACAUUUGUCCCCUCCAUUCUCAGACAAACCGGCAUUAUUUCUGCUUCUUCCCCCCUCUCCCCACUUUCCUUUCCUUUCCUUUCCCCCACCAAAAAAAGUAGUAAUUCUACAGUCUACUACGCAAGAGAGAGAGAGAGAAUAAUCAAAAUAUCAAAAUCAAUAAACCGCUCUCUCUAGUCUUCCUUUCCUUUCUUGCAAUGCCUCUUUCACUUUCACUUUCAUACCCCACCAUCGUUUACCCUUUCUUCAGUCUUCACCACACACACACAGUCACACACUGAGAAAUGAAAACACUCUGUUUUGGAAGUUGGAAUAAUGAUAAUAAGGGGGGGCAUUAGCAUGACUUGAGGAGAGCAGUGAUACUCUCUUUUUUGGCAAAGUAUCAUUCUUUUGGGUCUCCCCUUCUUCCUUCCCCUGUUUUUACUCUUUCUUUUUUUCCCUCCUCAAUUCUUGCCAUAAUUCAAGGCCACAAUUUUAUCUACUGUCCCUUUGCCGGUCAUUUUUUUCCUGUCGCCGAUUUCACAUUCAGGUUAGAGACUUUUUCAUCUAGUUUUCUCAAAGGUGUCAUCUUUUCUUGGGUUCUUGGAUUGAUUGUUCUUCCUGUUUGUAAAAUUGAGUCAAUGUGACGUAUACCCAGAAGAUGAUUGUUUUGGGAUGCUGUUUUGGGUUAUGAUCUUCUUGUUUUUUUUUAUCUUUACUGUUUCUUUGGUUGUGAAUGGAGAUUAAAGCCUGGGUCUUUCAUAAAGAAUCGAGAAUGGGAGGGGUUUUUCUUCCAGUCCUUGUCUUUUCUGCGACUUAAUUGGGUUCCAUUGUUAUUAAUUGUUGCUUCCCGGGCAUUUUGAGGAAUGGGUUCCUGAAAAAACGUUGGACCCAUUUGCUCUGUGGGAGAUAACGUCCUGUAUCUUCAGUGUGUUUGGAAAUUUAACAUCUUUGGGCUGUUUUUGAUAUAUUUCGGUUUCAGUUUCAAGUUAUACCUUGACAUGCCUUCAGCGAAUACCUUCUGUUGUCCUGAUUAGUGAUUAUUGGAUUGCUGUAGUUAGGAGUCUUUUUUUGGACUAUAAUAAGUUAGAGUAUGUGUGUAUUAGUUAAUCAAUCUUAUGACAUCUGUUUCUUCGUAUGUGAAAUUGAAUUGGCCAUGGUUGUUACACUCUUGGGUUAAAGUUUCAGAAUGGAUUGACUUAUCAGCAUAUUAUGCACUACUGAUUUUUCCUUCACUUGGAAUUUUUUGGUAUUUGGAGGAUUAUAUACUUUUAAAGUUACAAUCUAAUUUUUUUUCUUUUAAACCUUGAACCAUGUCAGGAUAUAUUAUUCUGAGGAAGAAAAGUUGAAUCUUUCUUGCUGUGUGAUAUCAUGGAGAAGAAGCAACUGAACCUUAAUGCCCCUCUUCUAUCUGUUAGAAAACCUGUUUCUAAAUUAGGCUUUUCAGAGGUGAAGAAUAAGUUGUCUAUGAAGUCAGGUCCAAUUAGACAGCAGUCUCUUCCUCCAAAAAAGUCUGAGUGGGAACUAGGAGAGGUAGCAAAACCCGGGGCGGUUCCUUUUAGAUGGGAGCAAAUCCCUGGGAAGACCAAAGGUGAAUAUGAAGAGCAGACGGAGACUCCUAAACGUUCAGCAAGUGCUCCUAGGCUUCCUCCCGGAAGGGUACCAGAUACCAUAAUGCGAUAUUCUGGAGAGAGAUGUAAUGAUCCCAAAAAUGUGAUUGUAAGGCGCUACUCUGGUGACAGAUGUAGUGAUCAGAAGAGUUUCAGGACUCAAUCUCAAGUUUAUCCCUACAAUGACCAUGCAGCUCUCAUUGCCAGCUUGAAGGAAAGUCUGAAUGCGAAUGAGGGAUCUGAUGCAGGAAGUGCUGAUGAUGCAUACUCUGAUGCAGUUGAUACAAUCUCUCCUAGUGCAUCAUUUUCGUUCAAUUGCAGUGUUAGUGGUUUGAGUGAAUUUGAGGUUUCAAAUGUGAAGCAAUCUGGAGAUCUUGAGGCAGAUGCACAGACUAGAGAUUUUAUGAUGAGUCGGUUCUUACCUGCAGCCAAGGCUGCAGUUGUGGAGACACCUCAGUAUGUUCCGAAGAAGCAGCCUCCUGUGGUUACAGAACAGCCAAAACAGCCUAAAAAGGUGGUCAGCGGCGAAAGAAAGCCUUUGCUUGAUCGAUUGGAAUCUGAUUUUGCCUCCUUUUACAAUGAGUAUAUAGAAGAUGGUCAAAGCGAAGUUGAGGUUGGUGAUAAUCAAGCUAAUGAGCCUAAGAAGCGUUCACGCAAAGCUUGGGGAAUUUUUCCACGACUUUGUGUGAAGAAGUCUCUAUGCCUUUUUAAUCCUGUGCCAGCAAUUAAAACAAGGUCACAAGUCCCAAAUUCUCCUCCUACAGACAUUGGAAGGCUUACGCGGAAGGCUUAUAGUGGACCUCUUGACAAGCGAGCAUGGGAUCCUAACAAUAAGAGAAUCUUUCAUUCUGGAGUUUUGACCCGAGAACUGCAUCAAGUUGAAAAGAAGCAAGGUGAAAGCAAACCAUUCGCCUAUACCUCAUACAAGGCAGGAGGAUUGUCUCCUUGCAGGCCUUUUCGAAGUGGGGAGAUUUCUCCUUAUCGAAAUGCAGCUCCUCACUCUCCGUUUAGGAAGGGAGCAAGAUUUCUUGGUUUACCUAAUGAAGCUGACAAUCUUACAGCUGAGAAGUACAGUUCCCUUAUCAAAAAGUGUAGCAAUCUUCUAGACGCUGCCCCCCCUCGCGUAAGCAGACAAGGGGGAGUCACACCAAAUGAAGCUGUGGAGAAAACAGUUUAUGUAGAUUCUGUAACCACUGUGGAUGUCAUCAAAGGUUUAGAUUCUUCCAGAGUUGAGAGACCUUUCAAUUCUGUUGGUGACAAGUUGAAAAUUUCAGCAGAAACAAAAAAGGUAGAGGACAAUUUACCAGAUAAUAUUGGUAAUCUUGAAGUAAAGCCAUCUAAUGCAAUGAAGGAAGGAACUAAAUUGGAUGCUAAAGUAUCCUCGUUGGCCCAUGAAGUUCCUCCGGCUUCCAAUGGUAUGUCAAAGCUCAGAGUGCCGGCACAUGGACCAGGGGUUUUAGAGUUAAGCAAGAGCAUUAGUGAGGAGAAGAGAUCCCUUGUCAAGAGCAAUGAAUCAGAAGCUGAAAAUAGUACUGAUGCUGUAGCUUUACAGUCUCCCCUGGCACCACCAUUGCCAAAAUCACCGUCUGAAUCUUGGCUUUGGCGAACUAUCCACUUGCGAAUUCCAUUUUCACCUUCACACCACGGGAAGAACUUUCACAUCAAGAAGGAUCAGAAGGCUUCUGUACCUAAGUGGGAGACUAUGGUAAAAUCUUCAAAUUUAAGUGAUAACCAUAGCCGCUAUUCUGAGGUAUUUACACUACCCCAUUGUUGUUUCUAACUUAGCCACUGAGUUCAUGCUCUAUAGUUUACCACUUAUAACUAAGGACUUACUUGUUUUGCCUUACAUGGACUUUUGCAGGAACAUUUUCCUCGUGUUUCUCAUAAAAAGAACAAAGUAUGAUGCCUAGGAGAUAGGCUUUGAGUCGCUACUGAUGAUUUAAUGACUACCAAGUGUUCGAAACAAGGGUAUGCUUAUAUUUGCUAUACAUGAUGACUACAUUGACUAGUUUGUGAUAGUUGAUAUUAGGUUUUUGUUGGUACAUGUACAAAAGGUUGUGCUGUGGAUGAAUUUUCAACAAUCCAUUAAUCUCUAGUUUGGGAAGUAUUGAUUGCUGGGUUCCCAAUCUCCCAACUCCUCCUGCGUAUAGAUUAUAGAACCAAGCAGGAGAGAGAGAGAGAGAGAUGAUAGGCACACGCAGAGAAAGAAAGACCAUAAAAUGUAUUUGUUUGAACAAUGAAACAGACUACUUUCAUAGGAAAGCUGGAGACAGUAGUAGUUCAUCAUAUGGGAUGAUGCAACGCAACUUAAAGUGAAUAUUUGUUCACUGAAACAUGUCUUCCACCUCAGCAAUUGUGAGUCUAACAUGAUUAUACUCAGUUCUUAUGCUUUUUUCUUUGGCGUAUGUUUCAAUAGUUAAUCACCUUGAUUUUAGAACUAAUUAUCUAUUCUGAAUUGGGCUGGCAGUAUGUGUUCUUCUUUAGGACUUGCAUCAGACAGGAUUAACUUUUUCUCAACUCUAAAGCACUCAAAAAAAAUUACUGCUUACGGCAUGGUAGAAGAAUGCAUAUCUGGAUCAAACUAAUGUUGGCCUCUUAGACAUUGAUAAUCAUUCAUUUUGAAAGCGAUUAAAUUGAAAUGCUAAGGUGUGACAUAAUAUCAGCCCUCCUAUUAAUAUGUUGUGGGUGUUACUACAUAUAAGAUCAUCGUACUUUCUGUACUACAAACAUGUCUAACAGCAGCUUAUUAAAGUUUUGAAAUCUAUUGUGGCUGCCUUGUAUAGUUGGGCAGAUGAUGUACCUAUCUACAUGUGUAUUCGCUAACUUUUACGGUUAUCCCACGAAAAGGUCAAUUCGCAAUCAAUUUGAGCAUGUUGCUUCCCAUGUGGUUCAGUAGGAGGAUCAGGGGUCCAUUGUAGAUGAUGAGAGCCAUUUCACAUUCAUUAUCCAUUUGACUAAGGGAGUCAUGAAGUCCUUUUUCUGUAGUGAGGCAAGAUUGGAAAGGAGCAAAAAACACAGAUUAAUGGCAUAUGAAAAUUUCAUAAGUCAAUUUUUGUCUUCCUCCAGAAUUAGUGUCAAAGAGGAGAGUAUUAAUGCUUAUGGUUAGCUCGCAGUCAUUGUCCCAACAACUCUGAUCUCCUUCCCCCAGUGGCUUUAAUCAAGGACUUUGAAGCUGCUGCAGCAUGUGACACUGUGAUGUGAAGAAACAUAUCAGUGUUAUGAGCCCCCAUCAGACCGUCACCCUCUAUAAACUACAAGUAGGGACUUGUGUAGCUCUGUUCUGUACUUCCAUUUGUCCCAAUCCAACAACAUGGUUUCCUCC